This is a messenger RNA of Thalassophryne amazonica, 4154 nucleotides long. RefSeq names its product transducin-like enhancer protein 1. Bases 515 to 2869 code for a protein of 784 amino acids. Gene Ontology annotation, molecular function: protein binding; transcription corepressor activity. Gene Ontology annotation, biological process: regulation of DNA-templated transcription; negative regulation of canonical Wnt signaling pathway. The record is from RefSeq and is a predicted model, not a curated record. Lineage: Eukaryota; Metazoa; Chordata; Actinopteri; Batrachoidiformes; Batrachoididae. The transcript is spliced from 20 exons. Gene Ontology annotation, cellular component: transcription regulator complex; nucleus.
GUCGAGGUGAAGCGGAGACAGAACGAGGACGGUGCUCUCUGUUGUGAAUGUCUCUUAUUUUGUUUUUCCAAAACAACUUAUCCCCCCACCUCUCCACACAACUUUAUCUCAAAACUGCAGCGUGUAAACAAGGAAGUAAAUAUUUAUUGUUUGUUUUGUUUGACCGUUCGACCGCCAACAAGCCGCCGCGGGGAGUCCGGUGGGAAACUCUUCACCGUGGAUGUGCUUCUGAUGUUUUUGGCUGUUUGUUUCCUCGGAAUCUGUCGGAGCCCCCACAAAACAAGCGGUGUGUUUCUUUUUUCACUCCUCACCUGCUCUCCGUGUGCUAACGAGCCGCUUCCCGUCUUUUUCCGCCUGGUUUGCGGCUGUCGGAGGACGCGGACACGCGGACGUCGUUAAACGGACGCUGAACUGCGGGGCGGCUGGUCUUGUUUGAAAUUAACGACGGUUGGUCGUCGUCAUAAAGGAGGAUGGAUUUAUCUCCGUGAUUCAGCGCAUCCUGACGGAGAUAACGAUGUUUCCCCAGGGACGACACCCGACGCCCCACCAGGCCCCAGGCCAGCCCUUCAAGUUCACUAUACCAGAAUCACUGGACCGCAUCAAAGAGGAGUUCCAGUUCCUCCAGGCACAGUACCACAGUCUCAAGCUGGAGUGUGAGAAGCUGGCCAGUGAAAAGACUGAGAUGCAGAGACACUACGUCAUGUAUUAUGAGAUGUCCUACGGCCUCAACAUUGAAAUGCAUAAACAGACUGAGAUUGCCAAGAGACUAAACACCAUCUGUGCACAAGUCAUCCCCUUCCUCUCCCAAGAGCAUCAGCAGCAGGUGGUCCAAGCUGUGGAGCGGGCCAAACAGGUGACCAUGUCAGAACUCAAUGCUGUCAUCGGGGUACGUGGACUGCCAGGUCUUCCACCUACACAGCAGCAUCUAUCUCACAACCACGGUGGUGCACCUGUGCCCCUGACGCCACAUCCUGCAGGUCUACACCCCUCGCAGCUGGGUAGCUCAGCUGGUCUUUUGGCUCUGUCGGGAGCAUUUGGUGCUGUUCCCUCACAUCUGACAGGAAAAGAUGUUGAAAAAAAGCCCCACCUGUCUGCACCAGAAGCACACACUACAGGAUCUGACCACUUGAGAGACCGUGAGCCUGGCUCCAGUAAUUCAUUGUUGCCAGAAAGUCUUAGGAAUUCAGAUAAGCGCCGAAAUGGACCAGAUUUUCCAAAUGACACCAAAAAACGCAAAGUGGAUGACAAGGACUCAAGUCAUUAUGAUAGUGACGGGGAGAAAAGUGAUGAUAAUUUAGUGGUGGAUGUCUCAAAUGAGGACCCAGCCUCCCCACGUGGCACACCUCUCCCCUCGCCUAGAGAGAAUGGCUUGGACAAGGCACGUCUCCUCAAGAAAGACCCCGGUAGUCCAGCCUCUACUGCAUCAUCAGCUAGCUCUUCCUCACUCAAGUCCAAAGAAAUGGCAAUGAGAGACAAGGCAGGUACACCUGGGCUAAAGUCAAGCACCCCAACACCAAGAAGUGAUUCUACACCUGGUCCAAGCUCUACCACUGGAAUUCGGCCCAGCCUAUCAAAACCCCCUUCCAUGGAGCUACCACACCCACCUAGUGCAGGUCUGCGGACCCCACUAGCUGUGCCUGGCCCAUACCCAGGUGCAUUUGGUAUGUUACCCCAUGCAGCAGGUAUGAAUGGGGAGUUGGCCAGUGCAGCUGGGGCGGCAGCAUAUGCUGCUGGUCUGCACAACAUGUCACCUCAGAUGAGCGCUGCGGCUGCUGCUGCGGCUGUGGCUGCGUAUGGUCGUUCACCAAUGGUCGGUUUUGACCCUCAUCCUCACAUGCGAGUUCCUGGAAUGCCUCCCAGUCUGACAGGAAUCCCUGGCGGCAAACCAGCCUACUCAUUUCAUGUGGCAGCUGAUGGGCAGAUGCAGCCAGUACCAUUCCCACCAGAUGCUUUGGUGGGUCCAGGGAUCCCCCGCCAUGCUCGCCAGAUCAAUACACUGAACCACGGCGAGGUGGUGUGCGCUGUUACCAUAAGUAACCCUACCCGGCACGUUUACACAGGGGGAAAGGGUUGUGUCAAGGUUUGGGACAUCAGUCAUCCAGGCAACAAGAGCCCGGUGUCACAGCUCGACUGUCUGAACCGAGACAACUACAUCCGCUCCUGUCGUCUUCUCCCUGAUGGUCGAACACUGAUUGUUGGAGGUGAAGCCAGCACCUUGUCAAUCUGGGAUUUGGCCACACCCACUCCCAGAAUUAAAGCAGAAUUAACUUCAUCAGCGCCAGCAUGCUACGCUCUGGCCAUUAGCCCAGACUCCAAAGUGUGCUUCUCCUGCUGCAGCGAUGGAAACAUUGCAGUCUGGGAUUUGCACAACCAGACACUAGUUAGACAGUUUCAGGGCCACACAGAUGGAGCCAGUUGUAUUGACAUCUCCAACGAUGGGACCAAACUGUGGACUGGAGGUCUGGAUAAUACUGUUCGCUCCUGGGAUCUGAGAGAGGGACGGCAGCUCCAGCAGCAUGACUUUACAUCACAGAUUUUCUCACUCGGAUACUGUCCAACAGGAGAGUGGCUCGCUGUUGGAAUGGAGAGCAGUAAUGUUGAAGUGCUUCACGUUACCAAGCCUGACAAGUACCAGCUUCACCUCCAUGAGAGCUGUGUUCUGUCCCUGCAGUUUGCCUACUGUGGUAAGUGGUUUGUGAGCACAGGAAAGGAUAACCUACUGAAUGCAUGGAGAACGCCCUAUGGAGCCAGCAUAUUCCAGUCGAAAGAAUCCUCCUCUGUGCUCAGCUGUGACAUAUCAGUGGAUGACAAGUACAUCGUCACGGGUUCGGGGGAUAAGAAGGCCACAGUUUACGAGGUCAUCUACUGAAAAUGUGGAGACAAAGGUGAUUUGUCUUUUUCAGCACACCCGGUGUGUUUCUACAUGUUUUGGACUUGCGGAUGUAGAACUCACAGGAAUAAGCUUGAUGACGUGUCGCAUCUGCUGAGGAGAUGGAGAAAAGACAUUUUACGUGUACAUAUCCGGUGUGUGCAGGUUUUGCUUCAUUGUAGCUGGAAAUAAAUUGCAGCCAGAGGAUAUUAAUGGAAGCAGCAAAACUGGAUGCUCCUUUCUCCCUGCUGGUUUCUGCUGAGGACUGCACUGGGAUCAGUUACAGAGACUUGAUCACUGACUGAACCAAAGGAACAUUAGACAAAAUAACCAGGGAGACAUGAGAAUGAACACUCAGAUGGAGGGGUGAUUUUUGAAAGAGCAACAAUAGAAUAGUGAAGGAGGAGAAUGGACCAACUACUGGAGAGAGAUCAUGGUGAUUACAGAUUGUCUGCCAUUGGAAAAUGUGGUUUGGAUUUUGUUCCACACAGGUCAUCUUUAGGCCUCUGACUUUGACCACAUAACCUCGACUGACUCUUAUGGUGGUCCUACGCUGUCUGAAUCCUGAGAAAUGGCUGUACUGUCUCAACUGCCUUUAUUAACCACACAGUAGUGUUAGCUGUUCACACACAGGCUUUUUAUUUAAAUGACCUGUGCUUCAUUCCAUUCUGAAUGUCUCCUUGAACCACAUCCAGUUGUCAUUUAUUUCUGUGAUGCAUGAAUUUUAUCUUCAUGAUACAUUGCAAAUUUUGAUGGGAACAAAUGAACUUACACAACCAAAUAUAAUCGCCCUUAUGAUGUGCAGACUGCACGGCACUGGACAUCUUACAGUGAAAAUCUGGAUGUGUGCAACUCUGACUCCUCUGUGUCACUCUUUUCCUCUUUUGCCUUUAACACCAUUUCUCAUCAUUAUCCUUCAUUUUCCUGGUUGCAAAGAAUACUUGAGGAGAAUUUGAAAGAAAAAACAUUUAUAUUCAUAUUUGUUUUUAAUUUAUCGUUCUUGCACCUUCUCAUUUUCUGCUUUAGUUUAGUCUAUUUCCCUGCUCAUUUUUUUGUUCACACAGCUGCAAUUCUGAAGUCUGCAGGACGUCGAGAAGUUGAGACCAAACUAAAACACAAGUACUAAUCAGUUGUUGGCUACAUGUGUUGUUGUUGUUGUUUCCAUUUGCGGAGUGAAGGCUGGUUUUCUUACACGUGGUUCUCGCUGAGCUGACCCGACGAGAUUUGCGUCUUUCAACUGAGAAAUUGAAACAUAUUCAGCUAGGUAAAAUAUCAGAGUGGGAAA